UGGGCAUUCUUGUACUUACGAUGAUUGAAGACGAAGAACUGACAUCUACUUGAAGACGAUGCCGCUGCACUGCAUCGGCGAGAGGAGGAGUCCCUCUGAGAUCGAUAAUGAUGAGGAGACAUGUCCCAGUAUUUGGCAGAAGUCACCAGAUUCCAUUUUACUGGACAUUUUCUAUUCUCUGAAAGCUUGUGAUCUGGUACGAGCUGCACAGACCUGUAAGGACUGGCACCGUGUCUGUCAGGAUGAAAGUUUAUGGAAGGGCUUGAUGCAAAGUCAAUGGGGUGUGAAAACAGUUUGCCUUCCACCAGGGAAGGAAAGUUGGCAGGCUGAGUAUCGCCGUCUCCACUACCUAGCCCCUACUCAGCUCAGUGAGACAUUAACAGACCAUAAUGAUGAGGUGCUUCAUGUCAGCUUCUCUCACCGUGGUGACAUGUUUUCAACCACCUCCAAAGAUGCCACCAUCAAGGUGUGGAGUGUUGGUUACCCAACUACAAUCAAAUACUCCAAGGAUUUUCGUAAAUUACUUUCCUGGGAUUUCACUCAGUUCUCCUGUUUUAACCAAAGUGAUAGCAUGUUGCUGGUGUCAAGUGUCAAGACGAGGGACUUCAUUGAUAGAAGGGGAUUUGUAGCUAUCCUCUCCAUUCUUCACGAUUUCCAUAUACUACGGGUGGUGGCGAUGGACCCCUCCCAACUAUUUGGAGCUUGGCUUGAUGACAGUACAUUUCUGGGUGGUUGUUUAGAGAUCAGCCUUGACCGUUUUGCAACCACAGUACAGAUUGAAUCAUUUGAGGUCCAGGCGUCUCAACUGGCUGAGUUGUUAUCAGAGGGCUGUUCAGACAUGUGUGUAGAGGAGGGAGGAGGCAACAGCCUAUUUACAUUCUGUAGUGAGACUGCCAGUCUCAUAAAAUUCCUCACUGUAGCCAAUGUCCCGGUGCACCCUAAUGACCCUGAUGACCUCAGUGACCACUACUCAGACUCCGAUAUGGAGGCUGAGGGGCCUGGUGACAGAGCUGCAGAUGAAAAUAUGGAAGGCAAUUUUGGAUAUGAAAAUGAGGCAGGUUGUUCUUCCUCUAGUGGAGUCAGGGCUUCGGGUUGCUGUGUGGACUAUAGCAAAUGUGGAUCUGCAUGUGGUUCUGUAACAAAGGACCAAACAGCAAGUACACAGAAUAUGAUAUUUGUGACUGGUGAGUUUGCUGUGGCAUUGCAUCAGGUCGGAUUUAAAAACUUAUCUCCCUCAAUCUCACUUGACAAUACAAAGGCAAAGCCAUACCGUGACAGUGACCUCAGUUCUAACUCGGACCUAGAUGAACUAGGAUGUGAACCAAGCCAAGAGGAGAGUCACAUGGUUGUCAACUUCAGCAAUAAUGAUAUACAGCUACGGCGAAUAAGGAAAUCUGACAAGCCAGAUCACCUGAUAGAUCUCUAUGGUCAUGUUACAGGAUUGUGUUUGUCAAAUGAUCACAGAUAUUUGUUCCUCAAUUGCCGGCCAUGGAUUGGGAUGGUGGAUCGUACCGACCCUUGGGCAACCCCUGACCUCUCACCAUCAAUAGAGGUCAGAGUAAUUGACCUUUGUACAUUGAAGGACACAAAACUGAGAUACACUGGCCACAAAGGCUUUUCUCCUUCAACUAUGUGUUGUUUUGUGUUCCUUGAUGUCAGUCAGGAUUAUGUUGGCAGUGGAAGUGAGGAUGCUAAAGGCUAUAUCUGGGACCGUCACUACGCCACUCUUCUGGCCACUUAUCAACAUGGGGAAGGUGUCGUCAACGCAAUCGCCUUCUGUCCUAAUAAUCAGGAGUACCUUGUCACAGUUAGCGACGAUAAUACAAUCAAGAUCUGGAGAUCAAAGCAUUUAAUGAAAGGUUUGGAAGUGACAGGACACAAUUGAAAUGUACUGAGGAAAUGUACUUGUAAGCAUGCAUGGGUCUGCAGCUGUUGUCAUGAAAAUUAUCUUUAAAUGACGGAGAGUUGCUAGCCAGCUGUGCACUCCUUUAGAAAAAUAGUUUUUGACUUCAGUAUUAUUUGCUGUUUGAUUGAUGGCUCCUUUUCACAUGUAUCAGCAAGAAGUGGUGCUGCAAAAUCACAAAAAAUAGGAAAAAAGAUAUGUGAAUAUUUCUGGUACUUGAGGUAUUUACUGAAAUAGAGAUUUUACAAUGAUUUUUGUGAGAACUGGAACUUUUGAAGCAUUGAUUUAGCAAAAAGAGAUUCAGACAGGAUAUGAUUGUAAAAUAGCUUUUCAAUGAGGUAUGAAUGCAUUUGCUUGCUUUGUAUCUCGAUUCAGAAUUUUGCUGUAACAAAUUCAGCUGCAUUGAUGCUUGUUUGAUACAGCAUUACCAUAUUCACUUUGUAGUAAGCUGAGUUACCAACACAUGAACUGUGAUUCUAAGUAGGGGACAAUGUAAUAUUUACAGGACAAUGUAAUAUAGUAUUUGUGAGUAAUUUUACAGAUUUGCAAUAAAGACGGGUUGACUUAUUACCAGACCUAGGCAAGAUAAUAUGUUGUAUAGGAUUCAGUAAUAACAAUAGACCUGGAUUUUGUAAACACCAGAUAGGUCUCAAUCAAUAUAAAAUGCUGCCAGCACUCAAGGUUCUUAAAAAUCUCAUUUUCAUCAUGAUUUUUUCUUGAAUAUGGAAAGAAAUAACUACCAUGAAAUCCAUUAAGGGGCACAUAGACCAUUGGUUGUGAGAGUGCCAUGUAUUGAUUUAUCAAAAAUAUAUCAGGAAAGUUGAAGUUUGUACUUGUGUUCUGUACAUGAUAAGGUCUUUCAUAUUGUCCCACCCUUUCUGUAAACAUUAUAAAGAUUUAUAGGCCUUUUAGGUUAAAUUUGGUGUGUUCAUUUAAUGUUGUAAAUAUUAUCUGUGUUGACGUACUAAUUUAUUAUUUCUUGUGUUGUUUUUUUUCAUCAAUUUGAUGGACUUGAUAUUAAGAAUUCUGUAUAAGAAAUGAACAUCAUGUAAUAGGAAUAUGUAAUUGGUAUGUAUAUUCGAGAGUAAUAUAUAAUGUAUUUAAUAGUUUGGGUAAUCUAUUUAUAAUAUUAGAUAUCAUUUAUAUAUUAUUUAUUUAUUCCAUAUCAGCAUAGUGCUAUAUUUGACACAUAUAGCCGACAUGGUUGAUAUCUUACAGUUUUGGUGAAAAGUUUACAUAAUUUUCAUGUCUUUUACAGGAAUUAAUUACAGGAUGUUUACUUAUUUUUUAUGAAUUAUAAUUAUAUGAUAUGUUGAGUCUUUUAUCCCUUUCACUGUGUCUCUGUAAUAUGGAAUUUAUCAAACUCAAUAAAUGAUUUAAUGUCACAUUCCUGGUGGCUUGUGACGUAUUAAAUUAGGACUUGAGAAUAAGUUCCAUAUAACAAAUACCCAUUUCGGAUCCUCAAUACUUCAGGUUUGAACUAUAAGGGCAUAUUGUGUCUCUCUUUCAAAUGAAGGGAAAUGCAUUAAAGCACUAGUUCUUCUUGCUCAGGUUGAAGAUUUGAACUGUUAGAAUUUUCUUGAGACAUGUAAUAUACCUGCAUCAUUCAGAGGCAUUGGGAAGUGCAGUGAAAUUAGGUCAUAGUGACCUUCACUUCGAUUAAAGGUCAGAUAAGUUUUUUUUAAUCAAUUUUUUGUGAAGACAACAAUUUUCAAAAGUCAGUGUAUACUGAUAAAAUUUGAAGGUCACCUGAUCACCUGUCAGUGUCGUCAGGUCAAACGAUAAGAUCAAAGUAAAGUUUUCAAUCUUUUACUGGCUUGUAUUUCAUUUGAAUUUUCUCAAGCAAAGUUGAAAAAGGCAAUUUACAGGUCAUUCAGUUAAUACAUGUUGGUGAAACAUCAAGAUAUGAAAUAUGUUCUUGUUAGUUGAUGGUAGACAUUUUUCUAGAUUCAUGAUUGAGGAAACUAAAAUAGUGAGAACCAACACUAUGGACAUUUAGGGAAGCGGUAAGUUCCUGAAUGUGUGGUAUUCAGUGGGCAUUCAAUAGAGAUUCUUGAUGUAAUUAACAUAUGAGCACUGUUCCAUGCUUGUUAAGUUGUUAAGAAUUUUUGUUAAAAUUUAAAACUCAAACUGCAGUAUUUCUCUGAGAAUUUCUGGGCUAAUUCCUUUGUAGAUAGAAUUUCUGAAGGUAUUGAAUUGGAACCCCAUAACAUGUAUUACAUGUAUUGAUGUAUUGUAGAACUGAUGUAAAGACAACUGAUAUGGAUAUGUUAACUAUGAAUAUAUAUACUAUUUGGAAAGAAUAGAUAUUCUUUACAGAUCAUAUGAGAUAUUUCUUUAAUAUUGUUCACAUUUAUGAUCUUGUAGCAUUUAACACAAGUUACUCCCUGUUGAUUUUAUGCAUUACAAAGUUUAAUAUAACCAUGUUUGUACCAGUACAGUACUCUUAUUUAUACACAUAUCCUAUUUAAUUGGACACAUAUUAUUUCUCUGAUGUUAAAUCAAUUCAGGUUCUAUUAAUUUUAAUAAAGAUAUUUUGUGUUUGAUUUCAUGUCCAGAAUGACAUAAAUUAUCUGCUGUGUAUGUAUAUUGCUUUCAAUAUAUUUUUACCGAAUUUGCUGUCAGUUGCAGUGAAAAAGACUUCAAUGACUACAGAAAGGACUAGAUUCUUUCAUUAAAAAAGGGAGUGUCAACAAAGCAAGGCUGAAAUUGAUACCCAUCUUAUUGGGGACCAUUGAAAAUGAUAUGAAGUAUGAUAUGAUAGGAUUGAUGUGAAUAAUAUUAGAUUUCACUGUGUGUAAUAUUAUGCAAAACAUGAUUGAAAGACAAUUUAGAUACUUGGCUUCAUGUAGCAAGAGUUGUAGAUGCUUCUGUGUUGGUUAUGGAUUUAUAGCACUUAACAUGCAUGAAUGAAAUAGUAGGUCAUUUUGACACGGUUAUAUAAUAAAAUCUUCAGAUAUAUUGUGAUGUCAUCAAAUCAUGUAAAUGUGCAUGGUCAUCAACUCUUGUGUUGUGAUGUCAUCAAAUCAUGUGUAUGGUCUUGAUGUUUUGAAAGGUAGUAGUGAUUCACACAGAUCAUGUUAGCGGUAAAUGCUUCAAUGCACCAUAGCUACUGAAAUUAAGAGAGAGUUAUUAUUUGAUAUAAAUUUAUAGGGUUGAAAAAACAGAUGCAAAUCACUUAGAUACUUUAUCCUGAAAGAAGUCUCAGAGGUGUUGGAGAUGGAAGAGGGAACAUCACCAGUCCUUGGAAGACUGGUGAUUAAAAUCAACAGCAUGAAAAAUGUUUGAUGUGUUUUUCUACAUAAAUAAGGCAUUGUAAUAAGGGUAAUUAGAAUUUACUCUUGUUUUUAUAUGCUUAGUCAACUUACAUCAUAAAGUUCUUCAAACAAAUUCAAUACGCUAAACAGUAUACACUAUGUGAUGGAGGUAUGACAUAUUUGAUGGGUUAAGUCAUAUGUCAGUGUUACAAACAGAACAUACUUUAGUAUUGAGUGUAUUUUGUAUAUUCAGAUAACACUUCAAACAUAAACAGGGAUGAACAAUAAAGACAUCUUUUAGCAUAUGA
Ylistrum balloti is the source of this 5468-nucleotide messenger RNA. Its product is annotated as F-box/WD repeat-containing protein 5-like. The transcript is spliced from 8 exons. Lineage: Eukaryota; Metazoa; Mollusca; Bivalvia; Pectinida; Pectinidae. Gene Ontology annotation, biological process: protein ubiquitination. The record is from RefSeq and is a predicted model, not a curated record. The coding region runs from base 59 to 1885 and encodes 608 amino acids. Gene Ontology annotation, cellular component: SCF ubiquitin ligase complex; Cul4-RING E3 ubiquitin ligase complex. Gene Ontology annotation, molecular function: protein binding.